Messenger RNA from Aspergillus homomorphus CBS 101889, 449 nucleotides. RefSeq lists its product as uncharacterized. The coding region runs from base 255 to 434 and encodes 59 amino acids. The record is from RefSeq and is a predicted model, not a curated record. The transcript has a single exon. NCBI's taxonomy places the organism in Eukaryota, Fungi, Ascomycota, Eurotiomycetes, Eurotiales, Aspergillaceae.
GCCGAAAAUUGCUUAUCUUGCUUCGAGGCCACUCAUAACCUGCGUUCUAGACGGUGUUAUGCUCGGAUAGGAGCAGACUAGACACCUUUGAGGUGGGCAUGUGUGCCCACAAGCAAUAUCUUCAACGCAUUAGCCUUAUCCUCUAACCAUCCUUCAAUCACCCUUACGCCUCCGCUUUCCUCACACCAUGGUCAGCCUAGCCCCCCACGUUGCUCUCUUCAAGAACCUAUAUGAAUACAGUGGCUCGCCUCAAAAUGGACUUCCACCGGCUUUCAACGUUCAAUCCAUUCCCUCCCGUUCUUUUCGGUCCUUCUUUUGUUUUCUUUUUCAUUUUUGGCAAUCUUUUUUUGCCGCCGCUCUUUUCCGGGUUGCUGCUGGGCCAGCUUAACCCUCCCAAGGUUUCUUCUAUCUCAUUCUUUUUCACCAUCGAUUAGGUGACUUUCCGACCC